UUUUCAUCAGUAGUACUGACAUCAUUGCAUAUUGAAUUGAUCUUGUUUUAUCAUCAAACAAUUUGUUUGGGGUUUUUUUAAUACGGAAAAGUUUGCGUGUAUAGUCUGACAGGGUUAAUUUUGGCAUGACUUUGAUGUGGAAUUGAAUAAAUUGGAGAUAAUUGGUGCUCAAGAUGUCUGUAGAUGACACCAGUGAAGUUCUUGAAGAAAUCAGCCAGCUUGAAGAACAGGAGGAAAUAAAUGAAAUUUCUCAAAAUACAAAUGCCCACAAUGAAGAGUUGACUCAAAUCAAUGAACCUUUAUACAUUUGUCAAGAUUGUGGCUGGAUUUACAAAACUCCAAUCACCUUUCAACGACAUCUUGUAAAGAGCAGUGGCGAAAAAUACACAUGUGACCUUUGCGAUGAAACUUUCAAUGCUCAAUGUGGUCUGAAACCGCAUAUGGACACAGUGCAUAAACCAAUGCUUCGUUACGCAUGUGAAAAUUGUGGCAGUUUGUUUAAGAAAAAGCACAGUCUGAAUAAUCAUUUAAGUGGCGUGAAAAGCGACACUCCAUUUCAGUGUAACAUGUGUCCUCUGUCAUUUAAUAUCAGAAAUUGCCUUAAUGCCCAUGUCAAGGUUCACGUUGCAGAAAAACUCCAAAGUUAUAAGACGGAUGAUGGUGAACUGAAAUUACCCGUAUUAGAUGAUGACAGUGAGAAACCAUUUAAAUGUGCUGUUUGUGCAAGAUCAUUUAACACGGCUAACCAAUUGGAGGAUCACGUUCCGGUUCAUUCUGGAGAACGUCCAUUUGCUUGUGAUCAUUGCUCCAUGACAUUCCAAAAAAGUUCUAGUCUGAAGAAACAUUUGAUGCUGCACACGGGUGAAAAGGCCCAUGAAUGCGAAUUCUGUUCAAUGAAAUUUGUCGAGAAAAUUGCCUUAAUAUCACACCGACGAAUUCACAAAGGGGAGAAACGAAAUACAUGUGAAUUUUGUGGACGUUCAUUUCGUACGAGCAGUCUGCUGGCAGUGCACAUCAGAUCUCACACGGGAGAAAAACCAUACGAAUGUGAAUUAUGUAAUAAAGCCUUCAGCACAAAAUCCACUCGCAAGUCGCAUAUUUUAACCCAUGGAGGAGAGAAACCCCAUCAGUGCCACUUGUGCCCAAAAUCUUUUACAACGGAUUUCAGCAUGCGACGUCACCUCGAGUCUCAUUAUAGGGAGGUCAAGUACCACCACUGCGAGGUCUGUAGUAUGCAGUUUACAAACAGAUCCGAACUGAAGAUCCACAAAGCAAGUCAUGCAGGUCAUCCAUGUUAUAAAUGCAACCAAUGUGAUAAAUCCUUCUAUAGUCGACCCGCACGACAGAGACAUUUGAAAAUUCACGAUGCACCAGAUGCCUAUAAAUGCGAAAUCUGCGAUAAAAAAUUUACGUAUGAAUCGUAUUUGCACAAACAUGAAUUAAGCCACAUGGAGGAACGGCCCUUUGAAUGUCACAUCUGCAACAAAACAUUCAACCGUAAGGACGUGUUAAAACUUCACAUGAAACGACAUACAGAAGACCGUCCCUUUAAAUGCGAUGCUUGUGAUGCGACUUACAUACGACGGAUCGAUCUCACCACUCACAGAAGAAUCCACACCGGAGAAAAACCUUAUAAAUGUGAUGUUUGUGACAAAUCAUUUGCACUAAAUGCUUACUUAAACAGCCAUAUCAAAAUUCAUUUGGAGGAAAAACCCUAUAAAUGUGAUGAUUGUAGUAAAUCAUUUACAUGUAGUAACAGCUUAAAGGAACACCUUAAGGUUCAUACUGGCGAUAGACCUUAUAAAUGUGUGGACUGCGAGAAGACAUACACCAAGAAAAGUUCCUUACAGUGUCAUCGCGAUAUGCAUCACACCAAGACUAAACACAGUCUCUUUAAAUGUGAUGUUUGUAGUAAAUCAUUUUGUGACAGGAAAACUCUUAACAGACAUUCUAAAAUACACAACAAUAAACAAAUGCUUGAGAAGACCCCAAUGAAAGAGGAGCCAGUGGAAGAUAUUUCCAGUCCCUCUACAACGGAAAACUCUUAGCUAGGUGAACCUGUUGAUGGUAACAAGUGGUGCGCCCCCACCCAACCCAUUUCUAUAUGACAGACUUAAAAAUGAUUGCAUGCACUUUGAAUGCUUAAAGAACGUAAAGCUUUUAACUCAAUAUUAUCCAGUCUUCAACAUUACAAAUACAAAUUAUUUUCAUUUCAA
Messenger RNA from Patella vulgata (common limpet), 2216 nucleotides. RefSeq names its product zinc finger protein 62 homolog. The transcript is spliced from 2 exons. NCBI's taxonomy places the organism in Eukaryota, Metazoa, Mollusca, Gastropoda, Patellidae. The record is from RefSeq and is a predicted model, not a curated record. Bases 174 to 2048 code for a protein of 624 amino acids.